GUGACUUACAAGUAUAAAUGUGUACAGGCGUAUCCAUAUACAUGUUUUAAUUUGGACAACAUAAUACAGACGAUACAUAAUGGAAAACACCGGCUAUGAACUAGAGCAUCCGAACGGAGAAGCACAGCAAGCUUCAAGUACAAUCAACGUGCCCUACAAUUCCCAGGAAGAUUUUGAAAAAGACACUACAAAAGAAAAAACGGCCCCUUGGAAAAAUACAUGCUUAACAGCAUGCCUCGUUGUUACAGUUGCACUGCUUAUAGCUGCACUUGCAGCGUUUGGCGUAGUUCUUUGGCGUCUUGUAGAGCAGGAAAACAAUACGUCAACAGGAGUUAACGGUAAUUGGGGAGAAUGGGGCGACUGGGGUGAGUGUAAUAAAACGUGUGGAGAUGGCGGAGUGAGAAAUAGAAGUAGAUCCUGCAGUGAUCCCUCACCGGAACACGGGGGCGAUGCAUGCCCGGGCUCUGGGGUGGAACACAAAACAUGCACAUUACCAAACUGCAGUACAGAACUUGAUUUGGGAGAGGCUUGCAAACCUGGCUAUACGUGUGGUGAUCCAAAUGCUGAGUGCAGAGAUGACGGUGAUGGAGAAAAAUGUACCUGUAAAGUGACGUUUGUUCAAAAGCAGUUUAAUAAUGUACAAGCAUGCACAGAAACAACUACACGCACGGCUUCAGUCCUCAUAUUGGGAGGUGGUAUGGCUGGUGUUAUGGCGGCAAAAACACUCCACGAAGCUGGUAUCACGGAUUACAUUAUAAUAGAGGCUCAACCAAGGCUUGGAGGCAGAAUUUCAGAUAUUAAAUGGAAUGGAUACACCUUGGAACAGGGCGCGACAUGGAUACAUGGCUUAGAUGGAAAUCCUAUGUGGGAUCUUGCUCAAAAGUAUAAUCUAAGUGGAUUUAUAACAGAUUACGAAGACUAUAUUGCACGAGACGCAAACGGAAAUGACGUCACUGAAGAAUUUGAUUUGGCUUAUGAACGCCUUUUGCCUGCUCAGGAGUUUGAAUACGAUUUGACCAUAGAUAAGCUUGAAAACAACAGUAGUGAUAUUACUAAAAAAGUUGCACUUCGACUGGGUGGUUGGAGUGCAAAAUCAAGCUAUGAUUAUGCUGCUCAAUACUACGAUUAUGAUUAUGAUUAUGCAGAAGAUAUCGACAUACUUUCUCUAAGAUACAACUUAUUGAACACCUACGAGGACUUCGGGGAUGGCGAUUAUCAUGUUCUGGAUUCCAGGGGAUAUCGUCAUUUGGUACAGGCAACGGCCGAUGAAUUCCUCAAUGGAACUAAUCUCAUGCUUAACAAAACUGUGUCCAAAGUUGACACUUUACCAAACCGGGUAAGAGUAACACUUCAGUCGGGAGAAAAACUUGAAGCAUCCUAUGCGAUAAUGACAUUUAGUAUUGGUGUAUUACAAAAUGAGCUAAUCACGUUUGAGCCACCCCUGUCAUCUAAAAAGAAUGAGGCCAUACAUUCAUUCCAACUGUCUCCCUACAAGAGAACUGUUCUGAAAUUUCCCUAUGCCUUUUGGGAUGAGAAUGAGUUCAUAGUUCAUACGCCUGAAACACCAGGACAUUACGUCAUCUGGGAAAACUAUAACCAUGCCAAAAUAUAUCCAGGUUCGAACAUUAUUAUGUCCACACUUACUGGGGAUGAGGUGAGACGUGUAGCUCUCCUUACAGAAGCAGAAAUCGUCGCUGAAAACAUGGGCGUUCUACGGUCGAUGUACGGCGCUGGUAUUCCAGACCCAGAAUCUGCAUUGAUCAGCAGCUGGGAAGAUAAUCCUACGACAAUGGGUGCAUAUAGUAGCUGGCCAAUAGGAUUCAACUCUGAUGACCAUGAUGUUAUGAGGUCACCAAUUAGAAAUUUGCAUUUUGCUGGGGAGCACAAUAAUGCCCGUUACAAUGGCUGUACACACGCGGGGUAUUUCUCCGGUGUUGAAACUGCAACUCAAGUAGUCCAAUGUAUUGAAUAUGGUUGCUGAUGAAUGCCUGGUGUCUUUUACAUUUGCACUCUUUAGUACUUCUGCUUCUGUUCAAAUGAUAAGCAAUAUCAAUUGUACCGAAUUUACACACGGCAUCGUCUUCGCAAUAUGGAUACUACCUCAAGACAAUGAAAGUCAAUUUCUAAUUGGCAAUAACGAUUAAUAAUUAGACAGUAAAAUUGCAGAAGCACUAUAAAGGCUAUGGAAAGGUCAACUAAGAUCAAGAUCAAUAUAUACCGUGUGGGCAUUAAAAAUGGACCGUACGUUGACACCCGACAUGCAUCUUUGAGACCCUUAACAUCAGCUUCUUCAAAUGUGCAUGUCAAAAGCCAUCAUUUCCCGAGUUUUCCGGCAAAAUUUCAUUGUCAUCCUGCGGUAAUUCUAUUCAUGGGAUCAAAAUAGAAAAUAAAGAGUCAAAAUGCAUGUUCCGGACAUUUUAAAAUGAUUUGAUGCCCGUCCGAUAUGUACAUGUAUGCAUCAUUUCCCUAAACUUUAUACCCCAAUAAUUGUGAAUUUAUCACUUAGGAACAAUGUCACAGGGUAUACAAAACACUACCCUUAUCUGA
Owenia fusiformis is the source of this 2547-nucleotide messenger RNA. Lineage: Eukaryota; Metazoa; Annelida; Polychaeta; Sabellida; Oweniidae. The record is from the annotation of a GenBank genome assembly.